AAUACACAUUAACUCUAUUGACGUGUAGUUUAUUUCAUUUAAUCACAACUCAAUUGUUUUAAUGACUUAACAAUUGGCCAAACAUUGAUUGCAUUUGAAUGUCAUUUGAGACUAAUUUGUAUUAGUCUUCCAGUGCUGUACAGUUUGUUACCAUUCCAGUGAUAAUAACCACGAGAUAUCUGUAAAAUAUGGAUCAGUUCACACUUCUCAUGCUAUUGUCGUUUUCCAUGCUUUUCGGCAGUUAUUUCUCGGGAACCAUUCCUCUGGUGUUCACAUUCUCUGAGGACAAACUGCGACUCUUAAGCGUUUUAGGGUCCGGGAUAUUGGUUGGAACCGCUCUCAGCGUUAUAUUACCAGAAGGUGUGAACACGUUAUACACCUCAUCCCAUGAAUUUCAUUCACAUCUGAAGACAAUUUCAACGCAAAAGACCACAAACGAGACGACGAAGAGUGAAGACAAUCCUCAUUCAGUCAUUGUUCUCCAUCUGAAGACAAUUUCAACGCAAAAGACUACAAACGAGACGACGAAGAGUGAAGACAAUCCUCAUUCAGUCAUUGGUCUGACUCUAGUCAUCGGAUUCGUCUUAAUGUUAUUAAUCGAUCAGUUCUCCAAUCGACAUACCGGUGCCAACUCAUACUCAGUCGCUCUCCAAAGUGAUUCCGCAGAGAAUGGCGAAAGUCUGUCCACUUGUGUGCCGAAGCGGUCGUCCAAAAUGACGGCAACCAUUGGUCUAGUGGUUCAUUCGGCCGCGGACGGCAUAGCAUUGGGUGCGGCGGCCACGACAUCGCAUACCGACGUUGAGAUGAUAGUGUUUUUGGCGAUUAUGUUGCAUAAGGCGCCGGCAGCCUUUGGUUUAGUAACGUUCCUAAUGCAUGAGGGGGUCGAGAGGUCACGUCUUCGCAAGCAUUUGUUAGCCUUCGCAUUGAGUGCACCCAUCGCUGCGUUCAUCACAUUCUUCGGCAUAAGUCAGGGCACCAAAGAAGCCCUUUCCGACUACAACGCAACCGGAAUCGCAAUGUUGUUCAGCGCCGGUACUUUCCUAUACGUGGCCACUGUUCAUGUCUUACCAGAGAUCACACAACACCAACACUUGAACCUCAAGGAACUGUUGGCAUUAGUGGGCGGAACGUUCAUACCGUCGCUGCUGACUGUGAAACACCACCACUGAUAGCACUCAUA
This is a messenger RNA of Oppiella nova, 1180 nucleotides long. The record is from the annotation of a GenBank genome assembly. NCBI's taxonomy places the organism in Eukaryota, Metazoa, Arthropoda, Arachnida, Sarcoptiformes, Oppiidae.